This is a messenger RNA of Ostreobium quekettii, 459 nucleotides long. The record is from the annotation of a GenBank genome assembly. NCBI's taxonomy places the organism in Eukaryota, Viridiplantae, Chlorophyta, Ulvophyceae, Bryopsidales, Ostreobiaceae.
AUGGAUGUUGCCAGACAUGUUGUCGUGAAUGAGGGUGGUGCCUUGGGCCUUCUUCGGGGCAUCUCACCAACGUUGUUGAGGGAGAUACCAGGAAAUGCUGUCAUGUUUGGGGUCUAUGAACUGCUCAAGACGCUGAUGGCAAAGAGUCAGGGAUUGCCUGACACGUCUGGGCUGGGCACACUCUCUUUGGGAACAGCGGGGGCUGUUGGAGGAGCUGCCUUUUGGCUUGUCAUGUACCCUGCAGAUGUCAUCAAAAGCAAGAUUCAGAUCGACAACGUGCACAGGCCGAUUUACAAGGGAAUUGUGGACUGUGCUAUUAAGGUGCAUGCUUCUGAGGGAAUGGCUGGACUUUACCGUGGGUUCGCCCCUUGCAUUGCAAGGUCCUUUCCAGCCAAUGCUGCUUCCUUCUUGGUGUACGAACUGGUGUCUGGAUUCCUGAACGGGCGCAGUAAGUACUGA